Messenger RNA from Daphnia magna, 507 nucleotides. RefSeq lists its product as uncharacterized. The record is from RefSeq and is a predicted model, not a curated record. The transcript has 3 exons. Lineage: Eukaryota; Metazoa; Arthropoda; Branchiopoda; Diplostraca; Daphniidae. Bases 1 to 507 code for a protein of 168 amino acids.
AUGGCUAGUUCGUGUGUUUUAAAUGAAGAGAUUAACACAACUGUUUGUGUUUUGCACGUAGUGGACAAAGUAGAUGAACGAGAGAAAAUAAUUUUGUUUAAAGAAUCGACUUUGGCAAAAUGCAAAGAGGCUGAAUUUGUUCAUCGUUUCCGUUCCAAUUCCAAAUUUUCCCAAGUAAAACUCCCAACAUGCUGCAACGACACUGCUGGGUAUCAUGUGAAGUGUUAUUCAAACUAUACGUCAGUUAAACAGGAACAAAUCAAAGUGGCCAAACAAAAAGCUAUCGACUUACAAAAAGAAUUGGAUGAACUUCAUAAUGAUUCAGCAGAGCCUGCCCAAACAUUAGUCGACUGUGGUAACACCAAUGUCAAUUCUGGAGUUCGUUCGAUGCGUUCUGGACGUCAAGCAUCUCCCAACACACUUUUCGAUAGCAAUUGUUUUUUUUGUGGUAAAGCCCGAAAGUUUCUCAAGUCAAAAGUUAGAGACGAACUCAUUACAUAUUACUGA